This is a messenger RNA of Cladocopium goreaui, 2100 nucleotides long. The record is from the annotation of a GenBank genome assembly. Lineage: Eukaryota; Dinophyceae; Suessiales; Symbiodiniaceae.
AUGGUCAGGUCAAAUUUUGAGCCUGGUCAUGUCCCUCAUUUUGUUGCUGCUUCUCUCUGUAAGAAACUUCCCAAAACAGUGCCAUGGAAGGUGCAGAAAGCUGCCAAAGCCGCAAAGCCGGAGACCUUGAACUUCUCGCCCGCCUUGUCAAAUAGGACGAUGCAUUCACCCUUCUUGGUACCGGAGGAGUUGCCGGAAGGUGCCCGGCGGGAUGGGCUGAGAGUUGAAUGUACCACGGUGGAAAAAGAAGGUCUGGUGGGUCGACGACGUUGGGCCUCAAUGACCGAGGAGGAGAUGAUGACAGGCAUUCGUCGGUCUUCAAAGGAGAUGCAUCCGGUGGAUUUGGCGGCCUAUCCGUCGCCGGGGAUGUCCCCCACCCUGGCGCCCACCUGGCGUGUGGGGCGCGAUGCCGCGGAUACCUACGGUCCUGGGGCUCGCAGGAGGUGGGCCUCGUUGUCGGACGAUGAGGCGGCAUCCCCCAUGCUUUGGCCCAUGAGGUCGCCAGCCUUACAUGUACAGAGGCCCGGCCGCCGCAGUCAAAGCAAUACGCCUUUGUUGGGCCCAGCAGGCAUGGGCUUAGCGAAGGUUUCUGAACAUGCAGAGUGUGAGGACUUCAUGCUGCCUCCGACACCGCCCGUCGCAACGCCCAGUGAUCGCCAGGGGCCGAAUAUGUCGCCAACAUCGCAGGGAAAGAACAUGCCGAUGACGCCAGAGAACUACCCGAUGGCGUGGCCCAAUUGGGACCCCAACCUGGGCGUCAUGGCUGGCUUUCCGGAGGCGCCGGCCUGGCCCAAUCAGAUGUGGUUCAUGCCUCGGGACAAUGGCGUUUGGCCACAGGUUCCAGGCUACGUGCCUGGCAUGACGCAAGACAUGGGAGGCGGCCCAGGCUAUCCUCCGGUGGGGAAUCCAUUUGGCUGGAUGCCCAUGCCAGAGGCUCCCCAGAUGUGGCUGGGCGAAGCAGAGAUGCCGACGGAUGUGACUGGACCCUGGAUGCAGUUUGAAGAUGGCGCUCUCCCUGCUGGGCCGCCGGCUGCCAGCGUGGCUGGCGCCGCGGCCGCUGGCGCUGCUGGCAGUGCAGGGCAGUGCUCUUUGGUUUGGAUAGGUGAACGUGCUUUCCGUGCGCAGGCGAACGAGAAGGAAGAAUUGGAGAAUCUGGGGUUCACCGUCAAAAUCUACAGGACUCACGACCGCUGCAGCCGCGUCCUAGACAAGAAAAGUACGCUGGCUGCAACCACGGUCUUCCUUCUCUCCGAGGCGGAGGCCUCUCCCAUGCUUGAAUACCUGCAGAAGCGUGGUGCUAGUGGUCUUCGCGUGUUGGUCGUGGCCUCGUUUUUUUGCCUUGUGGUGCAGAGCCCGGAGGGAGUUGGGGACUUGGGGAGUGAAGAGUUGUUGGAAAGGGGCAUGAAACAAGACAUGAACAUGGAGGGACCGCAAAGCAGGAGGUUCCAGUGCGGUGUAACAAGCUCGGAGGCCGCCUUACCUUGCCCUCCGGCCAUGUUGGCUCCAGGCACCGUUGAAGUCACUCCGCCCGUAGCGAUGUCAGCUGUGUUGGAUAGUCUUCUGUUGGCCAGAGGAAACCCGGGGAACCGCCAGGCGCCCUCCAGUUGUUUUACUUUCAAUUCCGAGGGGAUCUUGGCUCCGUUGACCUCGCUGGCGAAUGCGGGGCGUCGCUCCCUGACCCGCUGCAACAGCUUCUCCGGAUUUAUGUCCUCGCAAAGACAGGCAGUUCAGACUCCCAAGGCUCGUCAAACCAUCCACAGCAUCUCCAGCCCUGUGAAUCUUUCGGAGGCGCUUCAGCGACGGACCAAGCGAAGUCACACGGAUCCCGGCCGAAGCGUGCAGCUGGUGUUUCAUGGACCCUAUGGAGGUGAGCAGAAGGCCACGACCUCGCAGCCGCGGCGGCCCUCCUGCAUGGACAUGGGGUUCGCCCUGCCUUCUGUUCCAGCAGUGCCAGAUGAAAAGGAGAGCCCGCGCAUGAGUAGGGAUACCACCAUGACGCCCAACACGGCUUCGAACAGCUUAGAUUCCAGCAAAGGCGACACGCGUGAAGUUCCCUCCCGAGCUGUGCGAUUUCGACAGACCAUCACCGAAGUAGAGGUG